AUGCUUGAGUUGUUUAUGCAGCUGCUGAAUCCGCGUUUUAGCACCGGUGGAAUAGAUUACAAUGAGCUUGUCUCAGGCAUCCUUGGCAAUGUCACAACAAGUGAUCUGAUGAAGAAUAGAUUCAGAAACAGAACAAUUGAUCCAGCUACGAACGAUCUGAUCAUGACAGAACCAAUCCAUAAAUGCGGGAUUUGGUUUGCCAAGUUCUUGGUUCAUUUUCUAGACAAAACAAUUGCAAGCUCAUUCAAAGGAAGAGAAAUAGGGAAUGAGAAGUCGAUUGUUAUUAUUGAUCUGCAACAAAUUACAUAUAGGAACAUCGAUGCCCGUGGCUUAAUCACCGGCUUUCAACUUUUGCAGGCCUACUACCCUGAACGAUUAGCAAAGCUCUUCAUUUUAAGUAUGCCAUGGUUCUUUGUCAGUGUAUGGAGGAUGCUUUCUCGUUUCCUUGAGAAAGCGACACAGGAAAAGAUUGUUAUAGUCAGCAAUGAAGAAGAAAGAAAAAAAUUUAUCAAGGAAAUUGGUGAAGAAUCCUUGCCUGAAGAGUAUGGUGGUCAAGCAAAGCUUGUAGCUCUCCAAGAUUUUAUACUGCCUGAAUUGGAGGAUUGAACCCAAAAAUAGUUUAACAAGGUGGCUGCUAGUGCUGAUAAAAUUAUAGAAGUCAUACAUAUGGAAGAUAGUUGCUGUCUGUAUAAGACUUGUUGUAUGAGUCACAAUUUAAACACAUGCUAAUCAACGUUGACUAGUUAUGUUCUCUACUGCCGUUUAAGUUCCCUUGUCAUUGACAUGAAUGGAAAUGUUCUUAAUCAUUUUAUUUAGAAUAAAAAAUUUUAGAAGAAUUCAAAUCAA
Messenger RNA from Manihot esculenta (cassava), 846 nucleotides. RefSeq names its product phosphatidylinositol transfer protein CSR1-like. The transcript has 5 exons. NCBI's taxonomy places the organism in Eukaryota, Viridiplantae, Streptophyta, Magnoliopsida, Malpighiales, Euphorbiaceae. The record is from RefSeq and is a predicted model, not a curated record. The coding region runs from base 1 to 606 and encodes 201 amino acids.